Molecule: messenger RNA, 1816 nt
Organism: Syngnathus acus (greater pipefish)
Lineage: Eukaryota; Metazoa; Chordata; Actinopteri; Syngnathiformes; Syngnathidae
Product: gap junction alpha-10 protein-like
Exons: 3
Coding region: 350-1816 (488 amino acids)
Biological process (GO): cell communication
Cellular component (GO): connexin complex
Source: RefSeq, a predicted model, not a curated record
UGGCUGGCUGGCUGGCUGGCCGGCUGGCUGGCGUGUGGGAUGGGGGGAUGGCUACAUGGGCCCAUGGACAUGUAAUCAAUGCACACAUCCUGUGAGCCCAGCGUGCAACACGGGAGAGCAUUUGCAGCAUCCAGCCCGCCCGCCCGUCCGUCCGUCCGUCCGUCAUCAAACAAAUGAUCUUCAUGUGGAUUAUCAGUUCAUCUCUACAAAAGUUGACCUACCUUCAUGGGGUCGCCAGCGGAUUCCUUGGAUAUUGACAUUUUCAUCAUGAAGAGCAGCAAUAGGCCAAAUGGGACCCCAUAGAUUUCUCCAGGACACGUGGCGGCGAUAAAGCGGCCGGAACCUGACGAUGGGUGACUGGAACCUACUGGGCAGCAUCCUGGAAGAGGUCCACAUUCAUUCAACCGUGGUGGGCAAGAUCUGGCUGACCAUUCUGUUCAUUUUUCGCAUGCUGAUCCUGGGGGCGGCCGCCGAGGACGUGUGGGACGACGAGCAGUCGCAAUUUGUCUGCAACACUGAGCAACCAGGUUGCAAGGCAGUCUGCUACGACCGGGCCUUCCCCAUCUCGCUCAUUCGCUUCUGGGUCUUGCAGGUCAUCUUCGUGUCCGCGCCUUCGCUCGUCUACAUGGGCCACGCCCUCUACUGCAUCCGGGCGCUGGACAAAGAGCGCCACAGGAAACGGAUACAGCUCAAGGAGGAGAUGGAGCGAGCCCAAUUGGCAUUGGACGAGCACAAACGAAUAGAGAGGGAGCUGAGAAAGCUGGACGAACAGCGAAAGGUGAAAAAGGCGCCGCUGCGGGGAUCGCUCUUGAGAACCUACGUCAUCCAUAUCCUGACCCGCUCGGCCGUGGAGGUGCUCUUCAUCCUCGGACAAUACCUUCUUUACGGCGUCCGACUGGAGCCGCUGUAUAAAUGCGAGAGGGCGCCUUGCCCCAACAGCGUGGACUGUUACGUCUCCAGGCCCACGGAGAAGACCGUCUUCAUGCUUUUCAUGAUAGCCAUCGCGGCCAUCUCGCUUUCCCUCAACGUUCUGGAAAUAUCCCACCUGGGCCUGGGCAAAAUCAAAAAGGCCCUCUCCGGAGACAGAGAUGUGGACGAUGACUGUUUGAUUUUCAAGUCCAAGAGGAAGGUAUCCUUGUCACAUCAUUGUAUGAUGACCCACGUGUCGCCUCACAAUGGACCUCUGACUCAGACGUUCAAGGUAAUAGCGCAAGAAGACGUCAGGCCGCCGCCGCCGCCACCUCUUUACCCCGGCCACGAGGCUGCCACGAACAACAGCGCGGCGGCCCAUCUCAAUCAGACCAACUACAUCUGCCCUCCGUCGCUGAGCCACAACCACGUCAUUUCCCAAAGUCGUCCGGGUCCGGAGGUACCCACGGCAAUCGUGGAGAACCAUCACGCUUUGGAAAGGGCGCUGUCGGCGGCCGAGGGAAGCCCCCCUCACAAGGAGAGCCCCCCUCACAAGGAGAGCCCCCCUCACAAGGAGAGCCCCCCUCACAAGGAGAGCCGUCAGAGAGAACAUAGCGGCCGUUUAGAUGUUCUUCUGCAACGUUCGUCGACGCAGAACCUCGAGGACAGUGACUCUGUGGGGAGCGAGGUCCUCCUACCCAAAGCUCGAAAAACCAGCUUCAUGUUCAGACCACCAUCUGAAAGUUUGUCAUCCAUCAGCCGUUCCACAAGUUCCUCAUUACAUUCUUCGGAAGAGUCCGAUGAACUGGGUUCCCUGCAGGGGGACACGCUCAUGAUGCCCCCUGCCGCGGGGAGGAGAAUGUCAAUGAGUGUCUUUCUGGAUAUUUCAUCUAUCAUGAAGAAGUGA